Molecule: messenger RNA, 5501 nt
Organism: Porites lobata
Lineage: Eukaryota; Metazoa; Cnidaria; Anthozoa; Scleractinia; Poritidae
Source: the annotation of a GenBank genome assembly
AUGGAUUCAAAAAAAAUACAGGCGUCAAGAGGCCCUCUACACAAGGCUGCUAUCAAUGGACAGUUCGAAACAAUAAAAGGACUUCUUGAAAGUGGUGAAGAUGUGAAUAAAAAAGAUCAGGUUUGAAUCUUGUACAGUUUAAUAUGUUAACCUAAUUUUAAGCCCGCUUCUCACGAUAAAUCGUCGUAUAGAUGACCUUCGCGUCUUAUGAAAGAGGCUAACGCAUUCUGAGUAUGCAUUAGUAUAACACGUGUUAUGUUGGAAUGCCGUUGCCCGGAUAUAAGACUAUUGAUAAGACGCGAACCAUUUGUACGGGCUGUUUGCGUCCUAUGUAAGACAUGCCAGCGUCUUAUGUAGGACGUGUCUUAUUGUUGUUUGCAUAUGUCAGCGAUCGUGUUCAUUUUAUUUUUGGGGGGUUUUUAAUACCUUCACAUCUUAAAAAUAUUUUAGUUAUUACAAACUUUUCGCUGUCCAGUUUCCUUUAAUCAACUUCCCCAUGUUUGGGAUCAGAACCAAAUUUAUUAUUCUAAACAGCAACAAAAACAAAAACUUGGUGAGGCUCAGAAGGGGGAAGUGGGCCCAUGUACUCCUGGAUAUUUGUGAGCUAAAGAAAACCUAGCACCAGGGUGAUACAUACACACCUCUAUUUAUAACUACGUUUUUUGUCCUCUUUUCUGUAGUUUUCUUUGACACCUCUUCAUCUUGCCUGUUGGUAUGGACAGGAAUCAGUCGUCAAACUGUUGUUAGAACACGGUGCGAACGUCAACGCUAAAGACAGGGUGAGUUAGUGAACUUUCUUCAAUUGAACAAUAUAGUACCCUGAAGGGGUGGGGUAAGAGAGGUUGUUGUUUGUCCAGUAUUACUGAUUCACACAGGAAUCCCUUUAUGUUGGCCAAUUAUUAAAUUUACCCUAGCAACAGUAUUGAUACAAACGCCCAUCUUACUAUGGUACAUACCAGGGUGGUGGUAAACACACCGGUAUGGAGGAGGGAGUUGGGCCUCCUCCCAGGGCCGACUGUGACCGUUCCUGAGUAAAGGUGGAAGGUGCACAGAAUUCUAUAGGGGAGGGAAUUGGGCCUCCCCCAGGGUCGGCUGUGACCAAUCGUGCCGAUAUAGGGAGGUUGGGCCUUCCCUCAUGGUCGGCUGUGACCAGUCGUGGGCCUCCCUUGGGCCCCCACUAACCUACAUGUAUAUCCCAGGAGUACAAAAUGUCGAGUCUAUGGGGGCGAAAGUGUGACGAGGGGAGCACCUUAUCCCCAUUCUCACCUUUAUUGAAAAACAAAACUGUCUUCAGAGUAGAAGUACAGGAUAGAAACAACUAAAAUUAACUAAUUUGAUGUGUCAUAUCAUUGCAUCAGGUGGAAACUCUCAACCGAAAGGGACAUCAAUGUGUUGACACAGAAAUUGAUUAUAACUAUAGUGAGUUGGAUGGGAGGGAAAAGGAAACUUCAAGAUAUUGUGCUUUGCUCGUGAAGAAAAGCCAGAGUGACGAAGCAUAUGGGAGUGCAAGCUAAGGAACAUGGCAGAGCGCCGUGUAGACCCCAUGUAAUUGGUCAAGUAAACAACCAAUUGUUCAUAGACUUCAAUUCACGUGAGGUUGCACGUGAAAAUUACUGGACAUGGGACAAAGCUACCAGCAACAGUUGUUGAUUAACUGAAAUUUAUCUCUAGUGAUCAAUAAAUUAUGAUCUCUUCGAACACGUUUUGAUUUGAACGUUUCAUUGCACAGGCAUUUGCUCUAAUUCCACCUGCGAAAUCGGCCUUUAACUCUUACCUAUAUCACCCUUAGAGGCUUGCUAUGUUUCCUCCUCUCUUUCUGUAUAUUUCGUGUGAGUGCUUUUUCCACCGCAUUUUUACACAUUAAAUGAAUCAGCUACAUUGCAGUCGUUUGUGGAUGUUGCUCGAAUUAUAGCAUUCCUGUAACAGAAUAGGAAUUGUUCUCUCACUGGAGGGGAACUGCUCUUUUUUCUUUGCUGUUUUGGAUUAUCAAUUACCUUUCCUACGCGAUCGAUACUUAUUAUUAUUAUUAUUAUUAUUAUUAUUUAUUUAUUUAUUUAUUUUCAAACAAAAAGAAAUAACAACGGGAAAAGAUUUUGUUCCCGCUAGACUACGAGUAGUUCCCCAUUUUUCCUCAGGGAUAGUAGAGUGAGCGGAACGCGAGCGCGCGUGAAAAUCACCCCACACGAGAAAAGGCGACACGCGGCGGGGAGAGAGAAAAAACACAUUUUUCUCUCUUCCCGCCGCGUGUCGCCUUUUCUCGCGUGGGGUGAUUUUCACACGCGCUCGCGUUUCGCUCGCUCUACUAUCCCUGAGGAAAAAUGGGGAACUACUCGUAGUCUAUGUUCCCGCAGGCUACCCAAACCGUUAUUAAUCUUUUCCUUUUUUGAAGAUUUUUUCUUUUGACGUUAACAUUAGAUUUUGUUCAAGAACAUUUAACUGAGUCCAUGCUUCAACACUUAUGUCCAGGAUGGAAUGCACAGUCAUGUCAAAUGCACACGAUUUUUUUUUUUUGUUGUUUUGAUUUGUUUUGGUUUUUAAAAGCUCUGCUGUGUAAUUCUUGUAGUUAACAGUACGUUGCGUUACCUUGUGUAGACAAAGCGGAGACAUGCAUUUAUGUAGAGUUACCUUAGUUAAAAUGUUUCUAUGAUAAAUAGUCAAAAGAAGGUAACAAGAAUAACUCUGCUUCAAUAUGUUUUUAGUUUCAGCGUACUCCUCUGCAAAAAGCCGAACGACAAAACCACCAUUCCAUAGUGCAGUUGCUGCUGAAGAAUGAUGCCAGGCCAUGUCCUCAUCAACCAGUAAGAUAUCAGAUUGUGUCUUUAUUCCCGUUUCCUUUUUGCGAAAUCUUCUUUCAGGAGACUUUUUUUAUGUAUUUAUCAACAAUGUUGGACGUUAUACGUUAUCGAUGCGAUGAUCGUAAACCAGGUAGUUGAAUUAACUGACUUGCUGUAAGCAUUAGCUUAUUCGUUGUCCGCACUAAUGUUUUAGGGUAUUGAGACGAUAAUAACUGAAAAGGGUAAGCAUUUUAUCUUUGAGAGCCAAAUGAAAUUCCCAGCUUAUAAAUAAACAAUACGUUUUUGACUUACAUGCAAAGUCUCACUUUAAAAAGCUGCGCGUGUGACUAAAGUCAAAAGUGCAAAGACGGUAAAAAGACAUAUAGUGGAAUCAAUAAGCCUUUAUUUAAGGAUUAGUUUAUUGGUUAUUCGAACUGAUGGUUUAGGGUACUGAGACGAUAAUAACUAAAAACAGGUUAAUAUUUUAUCUUUCGGACCCAAAUGAAAUAUCCCGCCGAAUAAAAAACAAACUUCGCUUUUGACUUACAUGAAAACUCUCACCUCUAAAGCCGCGCGUGCGACUGAAGUCUAAACUAAAUAAAUUACUCGGACCAAUGGCUUAAAGCGGUGCGAACAAAAGGUUUUCAUUACAACCCUCCUCUACUGCCAGCAAAAUUUCGCUUUGUGGAAAUUUUUGCAGCUGCGAAUUUUCGCCCUGGCGAAAUUUCGCGAGUGCGAAUUUUCGCUAUUGCGAAAUUUCGACAAAACGAAAUUUCACUUCAGUGGAUCCGAAAUUUCGCCAAGAUGACAACGAAAUUUCGUUUGACUCCACGAAAAUUCGCGAGCGCUUUGACGAAAUUUCGUGGCAAAAUUUCGUCGAAUUUUCGCGAGAACAAAGAACGAAAAACACCGAAUUUCCUUUGCAUUUCUUUUGCACAGUACUGUAGUUGUUAGCCUCCGGCCCUCUGUCGAAACUGACUAUUAAAAGCACUGCAACUCGGUAUUUCAGUAAUUCUAUUUUAUUAUGGUGCAUAGCACAUUUGUGUUAUCGCAAUGGUAAUUUGUUAGUUAAGGUUUUUUCGUUGUGCUAAUACAAAAGUUUUUAUUUGUUAUUAACCGGAUGCCAGGCCAUGUCUUCAUCAACCAGUAAGUUAUGGCAGAUUGUGUCCGAAAACUGUCUCACAUUUCUGCUUUAACUUACUCAGUGUCAAAUGGAUUCCCUCUUUAUUACUUUCUCUUAAAAACUUGGUCAUUUUUUAACAGGUCAGUCUAAAGAAACUCUCAAGGAAAGCUUUCAUUCAAUUGGAUAAACAGGCUGGAUUUCAUCCACUCCAGGCGGCUGUCUUAAAGAACAAAUAUGACAUUGUUUUGAAAGCUUAUGGACUUCCAAGUUAUAAAAGUAUCAAAGGACUCUAUAAUGAAUGUGCUAAGGACAACAGUGGACAGACUAAGCUGCAAGUGGCUACAUGUAAUGAUGAUGCGGAACAAGCUGUUGAGCUUAUACUAAAUGACGGUGCAGCUAUUAAUGCCCGAGUGUCAGGUAAUGAUUACACAGUUUUGAUGCAGGCGAGUCGUUCAUCCUCAAGUCAGUUCAUUGAGACCCUCAUUGAUCUUGGGGCCGACGUUAAUGGGAAAACAGAAAAGAGGAAAGAAACACCAUUAAAAUUAGCAGCUGUUUGGAACAACUAUAUGGCAGUGUGCUUGCUUGUAAGGCACAGAGCUUAUGUAGAUGUUCAGGAUAGUUAUGGAUUCACACCACUACACAUUUCAGUCAGAAAAGGUAGCGAAAAUCUUAUCAAAUUACUACUUGCAAAUAAAGUAGAUGUAAAUAUUCAAGAUAAAAGUAGAUAUACACCCUUGCACUGGUGUGCCUUUGAGGGUAACGAAAACCCAUGUAGAUUGUUACUUGAACACAACGCGGAUGUAAAUACUCAAGAUGAAGAUGGAUAUACACCCUUACACCGGUGUGUCAGAGAGGGUAACGAAAACAUCUGUAUAUUGUUACUUGAGCACAAUGCGGAUGUAAAUAUUCAAGAUGCAUAUGGAAAUACACCCUUGCACUUGACUGCCAGAGAGGGUAACGAAAACCUCUGUAGGUUGUCACUUGAACACAACGCGGAUGUGAAUAUUCAAGAUAAUCGUGGAUAUACACCCUUGCAUUGGUGUGUCAGAGACGGCAACGAAAACAUCUGUAGAUUGUUACUUCAACACAACGCGGAUGUAAAUAUUCAAUAUAAAUCGGGAUAUACACCCUUGCAGUGGUGUGUCAAAGAGGGUAGCGAAAACCUCUGUAGAUUGUUACUUGAAUACAACGCGGAUGUAAAUAUUCAAGAUAAAAGUGGAUAUACACCCUUGCACUGGUGUGUCACAAAGGGUAACGAAAACCUCUGUAGAUCGUUACUUCAACACAACGCACAUGUAAAUAUUCAAGAUAAAUAUGGAAAUACACCCUUGCACUGGUGUGUCAAAGAGGGUAACGAAAACAUCAUUAUAUUGUUACUUGAGCACAAUGCGGAUGUAAAUAUUCAAGAUGCAUAUGGAAAUACACCCUUGCACUUGAGUGCCAGAGAGGGUAACGAAAACCUCUGUAGAUUGUUACUUGAACACAACGCGGAUGUAAAUAUUCAAGAUAAAUAUGGAAAUACACCCUUGCACUGCAGUGCCUCAAAGGGUACCGAAAACCUCCGUAGAUUGUUACUUGAACACAAUUCGGAUGUACAUAUUUAA